Helobdella robusta is the source of this 1911-nucleotide messenger RNA. RefSeq lists its product as hypothetical. Gene Ontology annotation, molecular function: RNA binding. Bases 63 to 1586 code for a protein of 507 amino acids. Gene Ontology annotation, cellular component: nucleus. The transcript is spliced from 12 exons. Gene Ontology annotation, biological process: negative regulation of apoptotic process. NCBI's taxonomy places the organism in Eukaryota, Metazoa, Annelida, Clitellata, Rhynchobdellida, Glossiphoniidae. The record is from RefSeq and is a predicted model, not a curated record.
UUUUGGAUUCGGUUUUAAAUUCGACUGAACGGAAUAAAACAAGUGAUAAAAUAAAGAUUAAAAUGGCGACUAUUGACGAUUUGUACGGGUAUUCAGCUCAGUUGGAUGGCGCAAAGGACAAAAUUAGUCAACACACAGAUGUGUACAAAUCAAUACUGAAGGGUUUUGAAGGGACAUCAAAUGAGAAGAGAUUGUCAUCUCAGCUGGCUGCCAAGUACUUCAAACAUUUCACACAAUUUGCUGAAGAAACUUUGGAAUCCAUGUUUGACUUGUGCGAAGACUCAGAUGUUACAGUUCGCAAGCAAGCCAUAAAAGACCUGACAGUUAUAUGCAAAGUAACUUCAAAGAACUGCCAGAAGGUGGCUGACAUCUUGGUGCAACUCUUGCAAAGUUCUGAUAACCUGGAGGUGAGUCUCGUUCAGAUGUCUCUCAUGUCUCUCCUGAGGUUGGACACGAAGGCCACCCUGGCCGGUGUGUUUGGACAGAUCAUGCUCGGUGAUGAGGUGGUGCGCGAGAAGGCUAUCUCGUUUCUGGUUACCAAGUGCAAGGUCAUGGUCAGCGAAGAAAUACUAAGCAAGGAUGGAGCAGAGGAGUUUCUGAUCACUCAGUCCAAGAAGGUGAUGGAGGAUGUGACGGGUGAAGAAUUUGUGAGUUUCAUGAAGGUCCUCUCAUCACUCCCAAGCUUGUCAUCACUGCAAGGCAGGCAACAACUGCUCGACAUCAUAGCCGAUCAGAUUGAUCUCAAUGCCAAAGUUGAUGUGACAGAUCCAGACAACUUGAACUGCUUGAUGCAGUGUGUCGAACAGGCUUCUCACCUCUUCUCUAAGAACGUUCACUCAAAUAGAUUUGUGCAGCACAUGUGUUUGAACGUGAUGCCACAAGUUAAUGACAAAUCCAUGCCAGCUGAUAUGCUGCUGAAUGUCUUCAAGUUGCUGGCUGACAUGUCUGUCUAUUGCACAUCACUGAACGAUGCCGAUGCUUGUGUCAAGUGUAUCUACGAUCAUCUAAUUACUUACAUGCCUCAAGCCCCCAGCAACCAGACAGCUGGUGACACAAACAACUUCCCCAAGUUUGAGUUCUCGUACGUCGAGUGUCUCAUGUUUGCAUUCCACCAGCUGGCCAGACUGCAUCGCAACUUCCUCACAUCUGACCAACAUGCUGAUCGACUGAAGGACUUCAGAGCAAGGUUGCAGUACUUCGCGAGAGGCGUGCAGGCCUACAUCAAGUCGCUGAAGAGUGCUCAACCGACAGACAGCAAUCAUGAUGUGAAGAAGUUAGCUCUGAAGACGACGAUGAACAUCAACACACUGAUCAAGGACCUCUUCCACAAUCCUCCAUCCUACAAAGCCUCCAUCACUUUAUCGUACAAGGAGGAUGCUGCCGCUGACCAAUCAGACAGCAACAGACAGGGGUUGAAGAGGCAAGCAGCGCCGGCAGUGACCACAUCAUCUUCAUCCACUUCAUUCUCUGGGGUGCAGUCGAAGAGGGUUCGAACAGAACAGGCCAGAUACGCCCCACCCGGUGGCAAGUUCAGCAGAAAUCCAGACCUCAACAGAAAUGUUGCUUCUUCGCGAAAAGCAUGGUGAUGCAUGGAAGAGAUCGUAAAUAAAUAAAUUGAAUGGGACAGAAAUUAUUUUACAGAUGUAUGGUUGAUUGUUUGAUUGGUUGGUUGGUUGUUUGGUUGGUUGAUGGACUUAUUGGAUCGGAUUGUUGAUUGAUGAUGUCUGUCUGGCCUGCAUGCAAGCACGAGGUCGGAUAAAUGACAUUAGCAAAUAUUUACUGAAUUUAUUAACACCAACUGGUUGAAUUCAGAAACAAAUUUAUUAUAAUGUAGUUGGUGUCAUUUUUUUAUUUGUUCAUAUUUGUUCAACUCAUAACUUUUAGAUGGCUAACAAGCAAUGAUACAUUUUG